Messenger RNA from Diaporthe batatas, 1642 nucleotides. RefSeq lists its product as uncharacterized. The record is from RefSeq and is a predicted model, not a curated record. The coding region runs from base 290 to 1567 and encodes 425 amino acids. The transcript is spliced from 3 exons. Lineage: Eukaryota; Fungi; Ascomycota; Sordariomycetes; Diaporthales; Diaporthaceae.
UAAUAAUUGAGUGUACAACUAUUGUGCUCGUGUGCUCUAUUUCACUCAAGCACCUCCUCAACGAUGGGCUGGGCGGAACACAAUUUUUGGGCUUUGAUGAAAAGGCCAUCAACCUAAUCGCCCGUUCAAGAUCAUGUCAUUUGUCCGCGAUCCGCGAUCCAACCUAUUGUUGGGUACUGCUCGCUCAGGUUCCGAGUUUUCCCGCGGUCAGUAUGUGGGUUGCAGUUCAAGCUGGCGGCACAGCUGAUGAGCCCCCCGGCCCCGGCCAAAAAAACAACUAAAAACUACCAUGGCCCUUCAAUUAUACCCCACCAUCCUAAUUAUAUCUUGCGUCAGCGUCAUUCCUGCUGAAACCAAAGGUCGCAGGUCCAGAGGCCACUUUGCUACCUCGCGAAGCUACGCCGCAAAGCUACGCCGCAGACAUGGCAACACGAACAACGAGUUGCGACUUGGCCUUGAGGUCGAGAGCUUGUUGUCUCUUGUAGACACAAGAACUAUGGGGACUGAAGAGUUCUCAGAGCUCGUUGUCCAGCAUUGGAACGCCAAUAUCAAGAAGAACGAGCUUGGGAUCCAUACGGAUUUCUUGGGCUCAUACACAGGUCCAGCAUACAAGGAAUGGUCGAUCACCUGGGAUCCCACGGUUGUAGGGGAGAUCAAAGACAAGAAACAUGCUCUCGAGAUUGUUUCGCCGAUCUUAGCUUUCGACAAGACUGGCUCUUGGCGCUCCCAGAUCAUCCGUUCGUUCCAGAUUCUUGAGAGCCUCUGCAACAUCGAAAGUAACCAAAGCUGUGGUUUCCAUGUGCAUCUCUCACCCGCGGGAAGGGGUUGGACUGUAGGAGAGGUACAGAAUAUCUGCAUUGCCAUCCUUCAUUUCGAGACUGCUUUCGGCUCUAUACUCCCGGAGCAUCGCUGGGGCAACUUUUGGGCAAAAACAUUCAAGAACAACAACCCAACGUUUAGAGACCUAACGUUGGCGCAAUGUUUCAAUUUGAUCCAAGGUUGCAAGACCAUGGAAGACAUGGCAAAUCUCAUGAAUCCCCUGGAAGUCCAUGGUAAGGAAAUGGUCAACGACAGAUACUACUCAUGGAACUUCGAGAAUCUGAAACGCAGCACCAAGGCUACCAUUGAAUGGCGCCAGCCCGAGGGAAUGUCGACUCCUCAAGGUUGUAUCGCCUGGAUGGAACUUGCGAUCGGUUUCAUUCUUUCCGCACGUCGAUCAACAGCCGCGCAGUCCAUUCAGGGGUAUGCGCAGAAUGUUGAUGGGUUGCUGAAAUUUGUGAAAGAAGGUGCAGUAGAGGGCUUAAGCAAAGUCGAACUCUUUGGACCGAUUUUUAGAAACAAGACCGGGAGCAAGAUACUCAAAGACUCAAGGAGACCAACUGUUGCUGUUUUGGCUAAGAAGCUGAAACAAGACAAGGAGAAGAACAUUUUGUUGAAAAAGGUCCUGCAGAAAGUCAAGAGGGAAGCGGAAGCCAAGGCUGCUGCUGCCGCUGCCGCCGCUGCCGCCGCCGCCGCCGCCGCAGCUGGUUCCAGGCCUGGGUCUUCUUCUGGCAAUGGCAGGCAAUAAUGUUGAGGAGAACUAUUGUGUUGGCUGCUGGUCAGUCAGGAGAUUUUCAGAGUAUCAUUAGUAGUUACAGGCUGG